AUGGACAUUCAAGGCAUACCAAUCCGAAAACUCGAAAUUUGUAAUAAUGCUUUCCAACACGUAUUCUUUGGAAAAAAGAUAUUAGAUGUGCCAUCGGAUAGCUGUCUUUCAAGACACAUGAAAGCCAUUUCCCGAGCCAUAGAUGAAAUUAUUAAUGAUAAAUUACGACAUGCUCCAGGGAAAAUUACUCGUAUGAUUGAUGAAAGUGAUGGUUUUGUGUCUAUAUUUUAUAACAUGAUUGAACAUUUGAAUGAAGAGGAAUUGGAAAUAAUUUCAGAACAAUACACCAUGUUGCUCAGAAAACAGCUACGUAGUCAAGAAGACACUCGUAAAAUGUAUCAACUUGAGCGUCAAUUGAAACUCAAGUACAAAAGGACAACCAUUUGCUCAAAAAUUCAACCCAUGUUAAAUCAAACAGCACAGACCUUAUUUGAAACUGUGAAACAAGCUGAGAGUGGAUGGAAUGGCCGUCGUGUUGACUUUAUGAUGUCCGAUAAUGGGGCGAAUGUGAUUGCAGUUGCCAAGCCAACCAUGCUCAACGUAACACUGAUUACUUGUUGUGGCCAUAAUUUGAAUUUGGUAUACAAACACUUUAUUACAUGCUAUAAGGACUUUGAAAGACAUGUUGGAAAGGUGAUUCGAAAGCUACGAUCGGAUUGGAAAUCGUUACGCUGGUUGGUGACUAUUUUGAAAUUCGAUUUUCAAUUUGUUGAAAAGUAUUUUAAUUCACAAGAUGGUACUAUUAUUAUUGAUGAUGACCUUAAUAAUUUUAAUGAUGUAAUGAAGCCUCCCUUACCAGUGUCCACUCGAUGGCAAAGCGUGUCACGUGCUGCUGUAUUUAUUUUAGAUCAUUUAGAACCAAUUUAUAGAGCAGCGAUUGAAUGGGGUAUUGACAAACAAGAUGAGAACAUUCAAGCAACUUGGUCCGAUGUGUUGGAUAUAGUUGAGAAUGAGGAUUUUUUAGAAGACCUACAAGUCAACAAAAUAUUUUAUGAACAAUUUUUAGAGCCAUCUUUUAAAGAAUUGAGAACUAAUAAUACUAUGGAGUUUUUUUUGGAAUAUAUCAACUCUUGGAACUCCAUACGUCUUGAACAAUUACAAGCACCAGACAACGUCGAUCAUACUCUAUUCAAUAGAGCUCGAGGGGAGGGUGUGAAAGAAUUGGAAAAGAUUAUGGGUGAUUAUGAAGAUUAUUCCUUUACCUAUGCUAGCGCUUUAUUGCAUCCACAAUUAAGUAGGAUGGCUGCCAGAAAAUUAUUCGAAUUUAGCCAAGAUGAGAGAAGUAAGUGGGGAUUUUCAGAUCGAUUAUUAACAUCGAUACAAAAUGGAACACAUACCCUGAUCGACUCACCAGAUGCACUGAAACGAUGGGUUGAAAAUUUUGGUUCAAUUGAAUUGGACAAUGAAAAGGUUGAAAGUGGAUUUUCAUAUUUCAACUUGGAUACCAUUGCCAAUCGAAAGGAUCGAGAAGCUUAUUUGAAAAUUAUAUUGAAUGACAUUGAUUUGUGGUAUCAUGAACUUAACAACAACAAUUCCAGAUAUUUUUCCAUUUACAAGGAUACAGUGAAAGACAUUAAUACAGAAGAUCGUACUUCCCGGCCAAAGGUUGCAACUUACGCCCAAGCAUUGACGAAUAUUAGAUCAGAAAUUAAAAGAAGACAGCAAGAUGAACGAAGAUUUGACAAUGAAGAAUGCAUCAAUGCCAUUCUCUAUUUAUUUAGAGCGUACAAUGCACUCCAUAUCGGUGAUGCAUUUGAAACGGUCAACAUUGGUACAAGUUCCAACCGUUGGUUGACCACUCAAAAUUUGCAAAAUAUUUUGGAAUUUCUCGUCUCAAAGAAUUAUUUAGAAUAUAAUGAUAUAGCACCCAAUAGCCCAGGCUUAGCUGUUGUCAUCUAUGUGUUCACUAACCCAAAAGUAAGGCAAGCGAUUGGAUUAUUUGUAGAGCAACAAGUACUUUCAAAUUUCACAGAAUUUGCCCCAACGUCUCAGCAACAUAUUCGUCUUCAAUCCAUCCAAGCAGGAGUAGCUGUAGGAAAUUUAUUGCCAGAGGAAGAUAACAUGUCCACUCAUACCAACUUAAGUACACACCAAGAUCAUAGUAUGGAUAUGUUUGACGAUCGAUUGAUAAUACUUUCUCAACCAAGAACGGCUCGAGUAACAACAUCAGGAAGAGUGUUAAGUGAAAUAUCAUUUGCUCGUUCCUGUCGAUUCAUACCAUACACUGUGAGGUCAACUGAGACACAACAAAAUCAUUCACAACAGCAACGUACAACAAUUAGAAAUUCUUUACAACAACAUGCCAACACAUAUCAUCAAAGCCAAGCUAGUAAUAUUUCAGAAUCACCAACAAGUCAUAAUUCACAACUACAAACUAUUGAUAACAAUUCACAACAACAAACAAUCAACAGUAAUUCACAACAAUAUUCAACCAUAUCAUAUAAUUCACAAUUUCAAUGUAAUGGUGGUCAUGACGAUGAUGGUUGGCCUUUAUUUUAUUCACAGGGAUUUAUGCAUCAACCACGUGAUUCACAAGUGUUUCAUUGGGAGCUGUAG
Naegleria fowleri is the source of this 2556-nucleotide messenger RNA. RefSeq lists its product as uncharacterized. The transcript has a single exon. The coding region runs from base 1 to 2556 and encodes 851 amino acids. The record is from RefSeq and is a predicted model, not a curated record. NCBI's taxonomy places the organism in Eukaryota, Heterolobosea, Eutetramitea, Acrasida, Naegleriidae.